Messenger RNA from Penicillium brasilianum, 872 nucleotides. Lineage: Eukaryota; Fungi; Ascomycota; Eurotiomycetes; Eurotiales; Aspergillaceae. The record is from the annotation of a GenBank genome assembly.
CCCCGAGUGGGCUACAUUGAGCCGAGAGUAAGGGAGAUUAUUCGAUGUGCUCCGACAAACCAACAACAAACCUAACAUGACUAACCUAUCCCCUUAUCGUCCCUACCGCAUCCAACCAUCAAUCGAAGCCUUCGAAGUUCCCAUUCACAAAUACCUACACCAGCAGCCUGAAAUCUGCGGCAUCCUCAGUGCAGCCAUAGUGAUUUGCAAGAACCGAGUCUUGCUCGUACAACGCGCCGCCGAUGACGACUUUCCCAACCUGUGGGAAGUCCCCGGUGGCACCGCCGACAAAGAUGAAACGAUAGUUCAAUGCGCCGUUCGUGAAUUGUACGAAGAGGUCGGCCUAGUUGCGUCUACAGUGGUGGCUAUGGUCGGUGAGGCUGGAUGGACUGCAAGUGACUCGGGGGGCAGCGAUAGCCGGGAAUGGGGUACCUGGAAAGUGUUUUGCUUCUUAGUCAUGAUUGAUGGUGCCAACGAGGAAUUAAACCUGAGAAUUCAGCUUAAUCCACGCGAGCAUCAGGCGUACCUCUGGGUAACAGAGACCGAUGUACGUCGGGGCUUUCAUGGUAACACCCGCUUGAAUUGGAUAUCAUCAAAUCAACCCCAGGCUAUACUGGCGGCUUUUGAAUCUGCCAGGCUUAGUGGAUGGUGAACUACUCGUUCUUGACACAAGUCAUGAGUAUAUGAGUAUCAGGGCUACGAUAGAUUUGAAAGAUAGAGCCUUAUCCGUGAUAGUGUCAGCUUGAACGGUUAACUGUUUCGAAAUCGAGAGACUGGAACAGCGGACACAAAGUGCAGGCGGCGUUGGGCAGCAUAAUCACAACAAAACCUUAGUAUUAUUACCGGUAACUACCGGUAUAUGUACACAACCG